This is a messenger RNA of Dovyalis caffra, 879 nucleotides long. The record is from the annotation of a GenBank genome assembly. NCBI's taxonomy places the organism in Eukaryota, Viridiplantae, Streptophyta, Magnoliopsida, Malpighiales, Salicaceae.
AUGGAAGACCCUUACCUCUUCCAACCCCUCCUGAUCCCAAAAACUACCAGCACAUCCUUCAACACCACCUCCACCUCCUUAGAUGCUGACUACAUCAAGCUAUGCUCUUCCAAUUCUAGCAUCAUUCUUCGGCUUCUUUUGAUCAUUUCAAUUGGAAUUAUCUCCAUAUGGGCAAACUAUGAAGCAUCAAAAGGCUUCGGUAUUACAUUAGUCAACGAGGCCGAAGAAUCUGCAGAAGGCAAACGCUUCAAUCUCUUGUACAUAUCCAACGACAAAGCCACCCGUAUAGUCCAAAACACUAGCUCCUUUGUUGAAAACCUUCUUUACCCAGAUAUCAACAACACCAAGAAGCAAGUGAUCAACCAUGUCACUCUAAGGCUGGCCAGCAACAACCUACCAAACUUGGUCACGGUAGACGCUAACACUAACAAUGAGUUUGUCAUCAGCAUAAGUCCAUUAAUGUUAACGGACCAUACUAAAAACCUUGAUCAUGCAAUUAAAUCAAUUGUUUUACAAGGUAUGGCUCGUGUAUGGCUAUGGAACCCCGAGUCUAGGGCUCCUCCAUGGAUUCUCGAGGGCAUGGUAGAGUAUAUUAAUAGGUUGAUGGGUUUUGGUCCUGUAAGAAAUUUUGGUGGUCACGAGUCACUUGAUGACCCAUUUGGUAAUUUUCGCUCAGGAGAUAAAGACCCAAAGGUUGUGGCGAAAUUUUUGGAGUGCUGUGAGACCUGGCGUGAAAAGGGGUUCAUCCAACGGUUAAAUAAAGCUCUAAGAGAUGAUCAUCAGUGGAUAGACUGGACGGUGGAGGAUGUGCAAGGGAUGUCGGUACAGAAUCUAUGUGAUUCGUGCAAGAACACAUCACAUGGGAUGUCGAGCUGGUGA